GGCAAUCGUUUCUUACCUCAUUGCUGUUUUCCAGGGGAAAUUGUGAAUACCUGUAUUGUUUUCACAUUAUGCAAGCAAGUACAGUCCACACAUAGAAGGUCAUGUGGGGAAGAGUGUGGUUUUUUUGGAACGGAAACUGUACCAAUUUUUUUUUUCUGUGGCCAUGGCUCCUACGUGUGGCUUUGCCCCUGUGAGUUGUCGAAUCUGUUGCCAUACGUUUAAAUUCCACCUCCGCCCAGAAAAUUGUUUUACUCGACUCCGUCAAUUCUUCGUGAUCCAAGAUUUCUCUCUCUCUCUUUGCAAGUCAAUCUGACAUAACUUUAGCAAACCUAUUUUUUGGCGUUUGACAUAAAUAAGUUUGCAAAUAUGUUGCUUCCAUUUUCAAUUUCCGUGUCUCCUAAGCUGCCUCUUGGCACAAAUGAGUUAUUCCGAAGAACUUCAGGACUGGUUAUUAUCCCACAACUGGUGCUAGGCUUGCUGGUGUGCUUGCUCGUAGCGGGCACUGGGAUCCCACACGAAGCUCGGCUUAGCCAGGGCUGGGUCAUGUUCGUGUCGGUGACCGUCUUCCUGUGCUCCAUGGCACAGCUCACCCUCUAUCUGCUGGCCAUCCCCGAGCAGACGAUCGCGUGGGUUUGCCUGGAGACGGCCUACUAUGGUGCAGCUUUUGCUCUGUACUUCAGUGCAGCAACUCUGCAGGCGAAUUUCACUGCAUCGGGGAGCUCACAAGAUUUACGAUUGAGGCUCAAUACCGCAGCAACCGUUUUUAUAUUUGCGGUGGUGACACUCUACGGCUUCAGUUUCCUCAUCAGCCUCAAGAGGUGGAAAGACACAACGGCAGGCACUGGCGCGAUUAAAGCGGCGAGUCAAGCCUCGGAGAGCCCCGACAAGCCGUGACGCUCACAAACGGCGGAUAAACUCUACCUUUGGUUAAUUUCCAUUGACAAUCUUGUAGGAAGUUCGGAAACUCUUGCCGCGUCAUUAAUCACAGUCUCGCCCAUUAGGUGUGCCCGAUCACCAUCUUUCUGCUGCUGCUGCUGCUGCUUUUGUCAAGAUAACUCUCUUCUACCGCGACACUUCUCAGCAGCCACCUCUCCCAAACACUCAGACUCAAGGGUGCUCUCCUCUCUGUCCUUGGCACAGGGACUGAGAAAACUCUCCACCAAGGCUCCCUCAAAGCAUCGCACAGAGGUCCCUGCUAACAAAUCCCACUCGACCCACUGCCUUCUGAAAUUCCUGCACAGUUAGAACUGUGUUCCUUAUCGGUGAAUUCCGCUCGUGUUUUGGAGGGGUUUAAAAAAAAGUACAUUCCUGCGUGAAUAUACUGCUGGGUGAUGGUUUCUUCGUGAACUGCCAGCACGUUGAUUUGUCUUGAACACACUUCACUGCAUUUGGUCACUGCUGGUUGGUGUAGAGGGUGGGGGGCAGGCCCAGUUCAGAUAUCACCCGCUACUGAUGUUGGUAGCUAUGGCCAGGAAUUGAGCUCGGGAGGCUGGAGUUCAGUGCAGCGUUGCGAACCAAUGUGCUACUACUCUGCCCCCUUAUGAUGUUCAAUCGCUGUAGCCGCGUGUGAAAAAUGGUUAAUGUGCACGAAUGGCACUGACUGCCAAAAUCUAAGAUUUUCAUGAACUUUUUAAUAAUUAGUCGCUUUUAAAGGCAGCUGAUGUCAAACCCCUCAGUACCUUAACACAUGUCGCACGGAAAUAUAUAUUUAACAAAAAUCAUUUUUUUCCAAUUACAUAAUUGCUAUAUGCAUUGGUUUCCAGCAAAUUCUCCUUCCUCUGAUAUUGGGCUUGCAUAACACUGCCAUUCAUCUAAACAAACCUUUGCACUUGGGUACUAUGUCCUGGCAUGCACGUUAAGCCCUUGGUUCCCUGUUGGUUAAGCAUAGAGAGGGAGUGGUCAUGCAAUGAUUCGUGCACCGAGUGCUCUAAACCCGGCGACCUGAGUUUUUACCGCUUUCACUUAAUCAUGCGUUUAGAGUAUUUGCCUGCUAUACAUUUCCACGUGAUAAGCCACUUUGUUGAGCUCUAAUUUAUGGUCGGGUCGCUUAUGAAAAAGAGCUAGAUAGCUCAGUGGGCCUUACCUUGUAAAAAAAUAUAAUAGUUUAUCAUUUCGCUUUACAGGCUAAGUUGAAUUACCUAUGUCAGAGUUCGGGCUGAGCAGAUAUUCCUCUUUUGACUUUUUAUACUCAACAUUAAAUAUUAAAUUUUGUCAACAAGGUGGUCUUGACCUUCUACUCGCAAUAAUUUAUGGGAAAGCCUUACUUAUUUCUGGGGAAAGACCUGCCCAGCUCCCGUAUUGGAAAAUCAUGGUAACACCACUUUUUUUUUACCAAAUGAGAUUGUCCUUUCAGUUCAGGUAAACUCGAGUUGACUCAAAAUGGUUGUCCUUGGAGACGAGGUACAGUAUUUGAUUCCGGUCCACUGCUGACAUUGGUGGCAGGUGAUAAUCUGAACCAGGCCUGGGUAUCCUUCCUUCACCAUCCCAUGCAGAUAACGGUGUUAAAAUAUGGUCAAAGAAGCCAAUAGCGUGGGGAGGCCUUCAUCCAGCAGUGGACUGACAAAGGGUUAUAUUUGCUAUUAUUUAAUACAGUGAUGGUGUUUGCUUGCGAAAGUAAUUUACAAAAGUAAUUUACACAGUCUAUAAAGUCAUACUUUGGUAUGACAUUAUUAUAGAAACAUAAAUGCUACUUUCUAAUUUGCAUUUAUUAUACAACACCAUAAAAUCUGCGUAAUCCAAUUAUAAUCUGACAAGAAUGGGUGCUUUGACCUCAUCAUGGUAAAAUAUUUUUAAACAGCCAACACCGCAUACCACACAUUGCGAUAUCAAAGUGAAACAUCGUUUACUGCACGAUAAGUUCUGAUUUUGUAUUUUUAAGUGACCUUUUCUUUUCAGAUAUAACCCAAAAUCCUGGGACUUUGUAGCUCUAUCGGCGUUGUGGUGUUAUGAAGACCAAUGUCCUUGCACAUGUGAAUUGCACCAUUCUUCUGGUUGUUUUCAUAUUUUCUACCGUGACGUUGAGGGCGGUCGAAGUCAGGUGGGUUUUUGUGAUCUUUGUUGGCCAAGAGCCAUCUUCUAUAAAGAGCCAUAUAUACAUAUUACCAGGUGCCUUCGGCAUGCUGAGCUCAGUAGGCAGCUUUGUAUAGGUCCUAUAGAAACAGUCGGGCUGGAAUUUAAUGGUGCCUAAAAGGUUUAAGGAAGAAUGGUUUGUGUGCACGUUUCCAUGCAUUCGUGUGCGGUGUAUUUAGCGGCGUACUUCGUAUGACACGGUGAAAAGCAACAGCGGCGUGCCCUUGUGCGCAUGUUUGCACGGCUAUAUUGGCACAACUCGCUAAUAAGUAGGGCUGUAACGAUUCGCCUGCCUCGCAAUGUUCCAUGCAACUCAAGAUUAGAAUUGGGUUUUAUUACACUGCGGUGAUUGAAGCGGUCUCUCGUGGCUGGAGGAUACACGUGAACCUAUUACAAACAAAAUAUAUCCGGAUGGAAAAAAACAUUCACUCUUACAGACACGAUUUGAUGCGUGUAUUGUGAACUUAAGAAUCAUUAUUCAUCCAUUAAUCAAUGCGUCAUUGCACCUUAAGGAAUAUUUCACUUGAUGGAUCUCUCCAAACGAUGUUUGGUGGUGGAUUUUAAAGCGUAUACGACGUUACUCAAUGUUUUUUUUCGGUAAAGUCACGUAUGUGGAAAUUUUAGGAUAUUUCCACAUACGUGACUUUACCGAAAAAACCACUGAGUAAUUCAUGCAGUCACGAAAGCUUUAAUUCUUUAUGGUAUACGACGUUGUUUGAAGUCAAAGUGGACAAGUUGCCUUUCCGUGCAUAAUUAUCUGGCCAUGUCCACAGGACAGUGGACCCACGACUGGCUCAGGAGCACCAAUGGAGAUGAACACCGGCGGAGUGCUCGCUUGAGCAAGCAGCAUCCACUGUGAUCCAUGCAUAGUCCUCUGUGUAGUGGGCCUUACUGUGCGUGCAUUGUUUCACGUGAACACACCUGGCCUGCCAUUUUCCAUGUGCAUCAUAUUGGCAAGGCGGAUUGGCCCUAGCGUGCUCUCGCACGAAGGUUUUGUUUUAGCCUUUUCGUGCUUGUGGGUGGCAGUACACUCACUGGCGUGUCAACCAUGCACGCGCGCACACAUACGUACGUACACACAUACGUGCAUUCAUACCUAACGCGCACACCUUUAACGGUAUGUGUGUGUUUAUAUUCAGUGCUAAAUUUAUCAAACAAAUAUUUUCCGCAUCACCAAUGGACUAGCGAGUGGCACACAACUAGUAAUCGCAGCCAUGACAUGAUGCAUACUGGAUGUGAUGUGCCGUGUCCCGAACUAUUUUCCGGGUCCUUGGCCCAAACAGACCUGGCUGAAAUGAAGCCCUGUUUAUUUUAUCCAUCUGCUUGGGUGGCAUUGUGGCAGGAUGUUCAACUCGCAAUUGUGAGAAGGUUGUGAGUACAAAACCUGGCUGGGGGGGGGGGGGGGGUUACUCUGAGGUUAAUAAAAUAGGUACCACUUUGUGGGAAGUCAGCAGUGGUUGUUGUGUGGAGAGACUUGACCAUUCUAUAGAAACGUGGAGUUGUCACAAUUGACUCAGGGCCACCAUUGGGGAUGAGAUUGGGUUGCCACCUUUGAGGUACAAAAACAAGUGGGCAAUUCACGGGAAGAAUAAUAUCUCAGAAUAACAGAAGGGCGGAGAACUGCACGUUAAUGCAUUUUUUGAGUGGACGCCGGCACCAUGAAUGUCCCGAGAAGACUUAUAAUUUUCCCACGACAAGCUAUCGCCUCAAGAAAGAGGACAAUUUUGGGAAAAGCAGGAUAGAUUUCAACCCCAGGAUGGGCAACGCCCCAGUGAGUGCACCGUGUGUAAAAAUAUAUAAAU
Petromyzon marinus (sea lamprey) is the source of this 4871-nucleotide messenger RNA. Its product is annotated as protein MAL2-like. Lineage: Eukaryota; Metazoa; Chordata; Hyperoartia; Petromyzontiformes; Petromyzontidae. Gene Ontology annotation, cellular component: membrane. Gene Ontology annotation, molecular function: structural constituent of myelin sheath. Gene Ontology annotation, biological process: myelination. The record is from RefSeq and is a predicted model, not a curated record.